AUGGCCACCCCACCAGACCCACUCCCCACCCUCACGGCCCUCCAGACCAUCGGCCUCCCCCUCGUCUGGCACCACUCGCACAGCCUCGCCCUCCCCGCCCCAGCGGCAUCCGUCCCGGAGCCGGCCACCGCCUUCCUCGGGAAGCUCGCCCGCGCCGCCCAGACCGUCUCCGCACGCCACCUGCUCGGCAGCCUGCUCGCGGGGCCCGACAGCGAGGCCGACGACGCCCUCGACAUCCCGCUCCUGCUCGGCUCGCCCCCUGACCGCCCGGGAAAGACGCUCGACUGGCUGCUCGCCCGGCUCGGCCUCGCCCAUCUCGACCCCUCCCUCCUCACCAUCAGAGAGCCCUUCGAGGAGGCCUCCGCCCAGCAGCAGCACCAGCCCUGGGUCCUCGCCCGCCUCUCCGCCUGCCAAGUCCAGACAGCCGCCGCAGACCCCGAGCACGCCGAGCUCGAGACCCUCCUCGCCGCACUCCGCCCCCGCCUCUCGCUCGAGAUCGAGCUGCCGGAGAGCCCCAAUCGCCCCGUCUGUCUGCUCGUCGGCCCCAUCCCCCAAGCCCUCAACGUCUGGGGCGGGCUCAUCAGCUACCGUGUAUCCUCGUGA
Messenger RNA from Puccinia triticina, 603 nucleotides. RefSeq lists its product as uncharacterized. The record is from RefSeq and is a predicted model, not a curated record. The coding region runs from base 1 to 603 and encodes 200 amino acids. The transcript has 3 exons. NCBI's taxonomy places the organism in Eukaryota, Fungi, Basidiomycota, Pucciniomycetes, Pucciniales, Pucciniaceae.